AUGAGGUACAUCUGGGACGAAGGACUGCUGUGGUGCUCCAAAGCCAGCCUGGAACCUGGGAUUGGAUGUAAUGCAGUCAGCUGGGCUCCUGCUGUUGUACCAGGGAGCCUUAUAGAACAACCCUCUGGUCAAAAGCCAAACUAUGUCAAAAGAUUUGCAUCGGGGGGCUGCGACAACCUGGUCAAGAUCUGGAAGGAAGAAGACAGUCAGUGGAAAGAGGAGCAGAAGCUGGAGGCUCACAGUGACUGGGUGCGAGACGUGGCCUGGGCUCCAUCCAUAGGUUUGCCAACCAGCACCAUUGCCAGCUGCUCCCAGGAUGGCAGAGUGUUCAUCUGGACGUGUGACGAUGCCUCUGGAAACUCCUGGUCACCAAAGCUGCUGCACAAGUUCAAUGAUGUUGUCUGGCACGUGAGCUGGUCCAUCACUGCCAAUAUCCUCGCAGUGUCUGGAGGAGACAACAAAGUGACGCUGUGGAAGGAGUCGGUGGACGGACUGUGGGCGUGUAUCAGCGACGUGAACAAGGGCCAAGGAGGGGUGUCUGCGGUGACAGAGGGGCAGCAGAACGAGCAGUGAUGCACGAGGGAGUGCUCCAGCUGUAGCAAGAGAUCCCUGUCCCUGAUUUGCAAUGGUUCUUGAGCUGGAUGAGAACUGAUUUUAUCGAAACUGAACAUGGGAAACAAUUAUCCAAUUUUAUGAGCACUCUAAAGCUAUUACUGGGAGGCUACAAAAUGUUGAUAAUCAGCCUUAAUUGACAUUCCCUUAAAUUUAAGGUAAAGAGCAUGGUAAAGUACUGUGCCUGAUACUACUCCUUGAUGCUGUAGGAAUUAUACCCUGCUUUUCUGGUUUAAGGAUCAAAUUUGAUUGGAUAUACAGUGGUCAGACUUCAAGCAUUUGAGCAGGAACAGGAGGAGACUGUCAAAGGUGUGAGGUGUGAACUCCUUUGUGCAAAGGGACAAAUACUCUGUGCCCUCAAAGGCCAGAACUUUGUUCCCAGUGAGGGGAAGGGCUGGUGGAGUUCUCGGGUUAGCUGGUAGUGUGUUAGCCAGCCCUGCUGGUAGCAGCAAAACGGUGCGAUCUUCCUGAAAAUAACAUGCUUGGCUAAGUGGAAGUCUCUGUGCUUUCCUGAAGAUGAAAAGGAGUAGUGGAAUGCAUAUGUCUUCUGCUUUACAAUGGUCUCAAACUUGGUUAUUUUACCAACAUCAGUAAAUCAAACCAUGGUUUGAAGAUAUUUUUUUUUUAGCCACAUGUCUGUACUGUACCUCAGGUUUGUUUUUUUCUUUGUUGAGAUACCAACAGAAUAAAGUCCUAUUGGUUAAAGCCUGA
This is a messenger RNA of Lepidothrix coronata (blue-crowned manakin), 1323 nucleotides long. Its product is annotated as protein SEC13 homolog. Gene Ontology annotation, cellular component: nuclear pore outer ring; COPII vesicle coat. NCBI's taxonomy places the organism in Eukaryota, Metazoa, Chordata, Aves, Passeriformes, Pipridae. The record is from RefSeq and is a predicted model, not a curated record. Gene Ontology annotation, molecular function: structural molecule activity; protein binding. Gene Ontology annotation, biological process: COPII-coated vesicle budding; positive regulation of TOR signaling; protein import into nucleus. The coding region runs from base 1 to 573 and encodes 190 amino acids. The transcript is spliced from 5 exons.